Molecule: messenger RNA, 1306 nt
Organism: Phyllostomus hastatus (greater spear-nosed bat)
Lineage: Eukaryota; Metazoa; Chordata; Mammalia; Chiroptera; Phyllostomidae
Gene: CNBD1
Product: cyclic nucleotide binding domain containing 1
Exons: 11
Source: RefSeq, a predicted model, not a curated record
AUGCCUGUGUCUUCUCUUUCCUCAGCCAUUCUGUUUCACAUGAGAGCCAUAAACAGCGUGCCUCCCCCUCCACCUCGCAGCUUGCCAAGCUUGAAAGUGUCUAAGCACAUUGAUUAUGGUCAGUUGAAUGCAUUAUGUCACAUGGGUGGACAACAGAGCAGGAGUGCUUUGAAUAUCCUAUCAGCUCACGAUAAGUUUAUAAAGCAAUAUCCUAAAAUAUUUCUGCAGAAAAAAAACAAACUGCCCAAACUUUCCAAACAGGAGGAGACAAGAAAACCCUCUGAAGAGACAGAAGAAACUCAGCCCCAACAAUCUGAUGAUGACUCUCACAACAUAGCUGUCUAUGUUAAAAAAGCACGUGGUGGUCGUACUCUCUAUGGAUCCAAAAAAACUGAAGAAAAGUUAGAAGAAUUCCUAGCUAUCUUAAAGAAAUUGCCCAUUCAUAGGACGCAGCAUGAACACAACACUGUGUGGAAGAUGCUGAAAACAAUUCCAGAUUUAGCUUCUCAGCUAACAGAUGACCAUUUGAAAACAUUUAGUAAAAAUGUCAUUUCUGAAACCUGGGUAAAAGGCAGCACAGUUGUUGGAAAUGAUGGAUUUUAUAUAAUACUAAAAGGCCUAGCUCGACCUCGAACACAGGUAUAUAAAAAUUUGAUUGAAGAAAAUGUGUCGACAGCCUCCUUCAUUCCUCAGAGAUUUCACAGCCUCAUUUCCAGUGAUGACUUAGAAAACACUGUGCUUGCUGAGAUGCACAUGCCUGUAUGUGACCUCAUGCUUAGACCAUGGAGCACCUUUGGAACCCUGGAAGUUACAGCUCAGGUUCAGUCAGAACUGAAGGAGUACUCAGUGGUGACAGAAGAAGAUUGUGAAAUUCUUAAGAUCCCUGCAAAGAAUUAUGCCAAGUUAAAAUUGGAAAAAACAAAACUUGAAAAUAAACAAAUAGUGAAAUUAAUUCGUAAGUGUCCAUAUUAUGAGGAAUGGCCUACUUUAUCCAUAUAUGAGCUAGUUCUUCUUGUUAAAUGGAAAAGAUUUCCUCCAGGUCAUGUGAUAGUGGAAAGUGGAAACAUAAUUUCUUUUGUGGCUUAUAUUAAUUCUGGACAUUGUAACAUUUAUAGAAAUAUUGUAGGACUUGUGAAACUACAGUCAAAAAAAGUGAAAAAAAUUAAAAAACUGGUUUAUAUGGGUCAACUGAAGAAGCAGGAGUCCUUUGGUGAGAUCAGUGUUCUUCUUCAGGAUCCUUUCCCAUGCACAGUAAUCACUGGAGAUGAGGUUGAAAUGGCAGUCAUUGAAGAUAAGGACCUAUUUG